AUGGAGCAAAAGACCGAGGAGUCCAACUCCGAAUCGGCCCAGAACGUCGAGCUAGGGACGCCGGACAACGCGAACCAGGACACGCCGCGAAACGCAUCGAUCCAGGAGAAAGGCGAGCCGCAGGAGCGCGCGGUCACGGGCUUCCGCUGGUUCCUCGUCUGCCUGUCCAUCUUCUCGGCGAACCUGCUCUUCGGCCUCGACAACACCAUCGCGGCCGACCUCCAGGGCGCCGUGGCCGAGACGUACCAGAACACGGGGCAGCUGGGGUGGCUCGGCGUGGGGUUCACGCUCGGCUCUGCGGCGGGCAUCUUGCCCGUCGGGAAGGCGUACGCCAUCUUCGACAACAGAUGGGUGUUCAUCACCUGUCUUACCAACUUCGCUGCUGCGAGCGCGCUGUGCGGCGCUGCCCCUAACAUGAAUGCUAUGAUCAUCGGCCGUGUCUGGGCCGGCCUUGGAGGCUGCGGCAUGUAUCUUGGGACCUUGAACAUCUCGACCGCUCUCGUGCUGCCCAAGGAGCAGCCGGUGUAUGUCGCCGGCACGGGAUUUAUUUACGGCGCCGGAGCGAUUCUGGGCCCCGUGGUCGGAGGUCUUCUUGCUGAUAGCUCUGCGACGUGGAGAUGGGCGUUUUACCUUAACCUUGUUAUCUUCGGCGUCAUGUCGCCCAUCUACCUAUUCCUAGUCCCCUCCGUCCCGCGCCGACCCGAGAUGUCCUUCCUCGAGAAAGUCAAGCUGAUCGACUGGCUCGGCAUCCUGCUCAACUCGGCCAUGUACGCGUGUUUCACGAUAGCGUUCCUGUUCGGCGGCGUCGAAUGGGCGUGGAGCGACGGGCGCACGAUCGCGCUCAUCGUGCUCGCCUUCGUGCUGCUCAUCGCCUUCGUGCUCACGCAGAAGUUCGCGAUCCUCACCGACAAGGUCAACCGGCUGUUCCCGUGCGGGUUCCUGCGCGACCCGCAGCUCGUGCUCAUGUACGUGCUCAUGUUCACCAGCGGCCUGACGCUGUUCGUCGCCGUCUACUACAUCCCGUUCUACUACCUGUUCGCGCGCGGCGAGUCCGGCACCCAGUCCGCCGUCCGCCUCCUGCCGUACAUCUGCUUCUACGUCGCCUCGAUCCUGCUCUGCGGCGCCCUCAUGGGCCGCGUCGGCUACCACAUCGUCUGGUUCCUGCUGUCGGGCCUGUUCCUGACCGCCGGCGCGGCCGCCAUGUACACCGUCGACCCGUACACGUCCAGCGCCAAGAUCGUCGGGUACUCGAUCCUGCUGGCCGUCGGGAUGACGGCGUCCCAGGCCCCCUACGCCAUCGGCAACCUGCUCGCGGAGCCCGCGCUCGCGGCCGACAUGAUCCAGUACAUCAACAUCUCGCAGGGGUCCUCGCAGCUCGUGGGCCUCGUCAUCGCCAGCGCCGUCUUCCAGGCCAAGGCGUUCGAGGGCAUCCGCGCGCUCCUGCCGGGGGACCAGUACACGGACGCCGACAUCCAGGCCGCGGUGGCAGGCGCGCGGAGCGAGGUGCUGACGCAGGCGUCGCCGGAGAUCCGCGAGGCGGCGAUCGGCGUCAUCGUCCAGGCCAUCGACACCAUCUGGAUCGUGGUCAUAGUGGCGUCGGCGAUAUUCACGAUAUGCUCGCUGUUCCUGUCGCGCGAGCGCUUCGUGAAGCCCAAGGGGAGGGGCGAGGGGGACAGCGGGGCUGCGAUGAUGGUGUUCUAA
Daldinia caldariorum is the source of this 1701-nucleotide messenger RNA. Its product is annotated as MFS general substrate transporter. The record is from RefSeq and is a predicted model, not a curated record. The transcript is spliced from 2 exons. Lineage: Eukaryota; Fungi; Ascomycota; Sordariomycetes; Xylariales; Hypoxylaceae. Gene Ontology annotation, biological process: transmembrane transport. Gene Ontology annotation, molecular function: transmembrane transporter activity. The coding region runs from base 1 to 1701 and encodes 566 amino acids.